Messenger RNA from Rhipicephalus sanguineus (brown dog tick), 902 nucleotides. RefSeq lists its product as uncharacterized. The record is from RefSeq and is a predicted model, not a curated record. The transcript has 3 exons. The coding region runs from base 109 to 822 and encodes 237 amino acids. Lineage: Eukaryota; Metazoa; Arthropoda; Arachnida; Ixodida; Ixodidae.
ACGGCGAAAGGGACCCAGCUCCCAGCCGGUGACAGCAGCGGAAGAACGACAGAUUGCGUGUGGAUCCCAUCGUUGUGGUGUCUAGCGGAGGACGAAACCAGUCACGGCAUGCGUUCACUGCUUAUGAGCCUGUUGGUACCACUGCUUGCGACAUCACUAGCCCUGACGCAAUCUGUAGAAGAGCCACCAACAACCCAGCGCCCAGAUUUGUGCAGAGAAAGCGAACUGCUGGAGGCACGCACAUUGCUACGCAAUGCCGUGGCCAGGGUGGGCACUACCCUACCCGAGAGCAUUCCUGUGGCCAGCGUAUCUUCGUCCGCCUACACGCUGUACAACGGCACACUUGCGCCGCUAAUUCUUACCGACGUCAACGUGACUGCGCAGCAUGCCGUAUGUCGGGAUGACGCACGGCACUUCCCAUUCGUCAUCGGUGUCGGCACGGAUGGGACGAUGAAAGGCAUUUUCCACUACCACAGCCCCGGCAACAACGUGACAACACCCGAGGGACGCGGCCGAGUGACGGUGACAUUUUCCGGUGUCUCAUUCAACGGCAAGCUCAGUCAGCAUCUGGUUGGCGGAAACGGAAGUACUGGCGUCGGCAGUAGUUCCACCUCGCAAGCACCAAUGUGGAGCGUUGGUGUGGCCCUGGAAUCGUACCCUUCCUUCUCGGGCAUAGCCACGAGCCCACAGAACUCUCAAGUUAGCGGUCUACCUUACUUCGACAUGAUGCAGGCUGCUGACCGCAGUUUCGUGCCCGUGUUUGCAAAGCUACCCGAAACGCACGUGCUCCCCGCUCUGAAGGAGGCACUCGGAGCGGAGUAGUUGUGAAUGUCGUGGGAGCCUCCAGCAAGACUUCAGUGUUAUGGGUUGUCUCAAUAAACACUGCCUGUAUUACGGUUUGA